Populus trichocarpa (black cottonwood) is the source of this 1102-nucleotide messenger RNA. RefSeq names its product SAGA-associated factor 29 homolog A. The record is from RefSeq and is a predicted model, not a curated record. The transcript is spliced from 9 exons. NCBI's taxonomy places the organism in Eukaryota, Viridiplantae, Streptophyta, Magnoliopsida, Malpighiales, Salicaceae. Bases 122 to 931 code for a protein of 269 amino acids. Gene Ontology annotation, cellular component: SAGA complex.
UCUAUUCAUUGACAACAACGUAAGACAUGAUCGAACUCCAACUUUAGCUUUUGUAUUUUCUUCUUUCUGAAACAGAAAAAAUAAACAACAGCAUUGUGAUUCUGGUUCUUCCAAGAAAACGAUGGCGUCAUCGGACAUUGGGUUAAUUUUGGAGAACUCGAAAGAGCUCGAUCGGUUAAGGAAAGAGCAAGAGGACGUUCUUUUAGAUAUUAACAAAAUGCACAAGAAGCUUCAAGCUACUCCUGAGGUGGUUGAGAAGCCUGGUGAUACUUCGUUGGCAAAGCUCAAAACUUUAUAUACUCAGGCCAAAGAACUUUCAGAGAGUGAAGUAAGUGUUUCCAGUGCCCUGUUGACUCAAUUGGAUGCUCUGUUACCAUCUGGACCUCCAGGUCAACAACGAAGAAGGAUAGAAGGUAAUGAUCAGAAAAGGAAAAGAAUCAAAGCCGAUUCAGAUAUCUCAAGGCUCUCUCCUGCAGUAAGAAGUCAACUUGAAGCAUGUGCUAGUCUAAAGGGUGAACAGGUAGCAGCUAGGGUCACAGGUGAUAAUGCUGAAAAGGAUGAGUGGUUUGUUGUAAAAGUGAUUCAUUUUGAUAGGGAAACAAAAGAAUUCGAAGUACUUGAUGAGGAGCCGGGAGAUGACGAAGAGAGUGGUGGCCAAAGAAAGUACAAGCUGCCCAUGUCAUGUAUUAUACCUUUCCCCAAGCGAAAUGAUCCUUCUAGUGCCCCAGAUUUUCCUCCUGGGAGACAUGUUUUGGCUGUCUAUCCAGGAACAACAGCACUUUAUAAGGCAACUGUUGUGAGCCCCCUUCGGAAGAGGAAGAUAGAUGAUUAUUUGCUGGAGUUUGAUGACGAUGAAGAAGAUGGAGCCUUGCCUCAGAGGAUUGUUCCCUUCUAUAAGGUGGUUCCCUUACCAGAAGGGCAUCGUCAAUGAGUCCUUGUUCAUAGUUGUGUGUAAAUAAAGCUCCUGUGUAGCAGUGUAAUACAGACCAUGCAUCUUGCAUCCUCUUACCUCUCUUCUUUCUUUGACCUAAAGGGGCAAUGCCUUGAAAAGAGACGUACCAUAUUUAUUUGUUUGGUUGUGUAGUGAAGUGGCUUUUCCUUA